AGGAGCCACAGUGCCCCUCUCUGGGAUCGAGAAUAGCCACGGGGCUUGUCCCGGUGGGCUGGAGUAGCCAAGGGCUCGUGCGGGCGUUGCAGCGGCCCCCGGGCUGCGGAGGCAGGGCAGGCCGGCAGCAGGGCGGCCGCGGCCGCAGCGAUGGCGCACAAGGACGUGAGCUAUUACCGGGGGCAGUACGAGCACAGGCUGCUGCCCCUGCUCAGGGAGCUCCGGGCGACAGAGGAGGACUCCACGAACUCCUUUGUCUGUGUCCUGAAGAAGAUGAAAGAAGUGCGACUGAUGGAGAAGGUUGUGGAAGAGACAGAGGAGGCCUUCACAGAGAGGAUGGAGACCAUUGCUGAGCAGUGGAGGGACCUGCACGCCAGGAGGGCCCAGCUGAAAGCCCACGUGGUGACAUCUGGGACAACUGUAAAGGAGAAUGAAAGGCUGCGAACCCAAGCUCUGAAGAAAGCCAAACAAGAGAAAGAGGAGAAUACAAAAAAAGAGAGUGAGCUCUUGAAGGCUAGGAAGGAACUGGAAGCCCUCAGAAAACAGCACCAGAAACUCUCAAAAAAAUUGCUGAAGUACUCCCUGUUUAAGAGAUACCUGGAGAAUGUGGUGGAAAAUUCACAGUUCCGGGACAUCGAGGACAUCAUUUCCUACUACAAGGCCCUGGUGAGGACACGCAAGGACCUGCUGCAGUCCCAGUGGUGGCACCGGCAGCUGAUGGAGCAGGGCAAGGUCCUGCAGCAGCAAAUCAGGACAGAGAAGGAAGCUGAGAUGCUUCAGUGCAAAAAUGACCUGGCUCAGCUCAAAGAAUCUUUUGACCAGGCUCAAAGUGACAUCUGCAAGUGGGAGAAUCGCUGGGCUGAGGUCCAGGACAGCGCUGCCAGGAAGGCCACAGAGCUGAAGUCCCUCCACAUGGCCAUCCAGAGCCUCUUCCAGGCUGCCAGCGCACGGCUCCAGCCAAAGGACAAGGUGGCAGCUGGGGACAGCCACGGGCAGCUGGACAUGGUACAGCCCAGGAACGGCAGCAGGAACGGCUCUCCCGAGAUCCAGCAGUUCAUCUACGACCUCCAGGACUUCACAGAGGACAUGAAGGAGCGCAGCCAACCUCUGUGAGAACCUGCCCUGCCAGCGAGGGAGCAGCAGGUGGGCAGCGAAAGGAGGGGACGAGAGAACCCUGCGGAUACUGCAGACUAAAGAAAUAGCAAAUCAC
Molecule: messenger RNA, 1210 nt
Organism: Ficedula albicollis (Collared flycatcher)
Lineage: Eukaryota; Metazoa; Chordata; Aves; Passeriformes; Muscicapidae
Gene: CCDC42
Product: coiled-coil domain containing 42
Exons: 7
Coding region: 151-1113 (320 amino acids)
Biological process (GO): spermatid development
Source: RefSeq, a predicted model, not a curated record